Messenger RNA from Nomascus leucogenys (northern white-cheeked gibbon), 2233 nucleotides. It is a transcript of the gene HYAL2, whose product is annotated as hyaluronidase 2. The record is from RefSeq and is a predicted model, not a curated record. The transcript is spliced from 4 exons. NCBI's taxonomy places the organism in Eukaryota, Metazoa, Chordata, Mammalia, Primates, Hylobatidae. Gene Ontology annotation, biological process: carbohydrate metabolic process; hyaluronan catabolic process. Gene Ontology annotation, molecular function: hyalurononglucosaminidase activity; hyaluronoglucuronidase activity. Bases 491 to 1912 code for a protein of 473 amino acids.
CCUUGGGCUGGGGUCUGACUCCCCGGGGGUGCUCGCGGAGAGGCGUCCCAGAAACCCGACCCCCACCCGACCGGGCGCAGGCCCCACGUGCGGGGCGGGGGCGGGGUCCCGCACAAAGACCCGGCGGAGCGCGCUCUAGCCCUGAGCGGCCGGGCGGGGGAGGCGGGCGCGCGCAUUCCCGGUGGCGGUGGAGGGAAGGGCCGGUCGGCCGGCGCCGCCGUGGGAGGUCCGCUGCCCCUUUGUCCCCGCGGGGCCUCCUCCAAGCCGGGAGAGUGUCAGCACUCGAGAGAAAGUCCGGACAGCCUCACUUUCUGCCGGGCGGGUCUUACACGGAUAGAAGCCUCGCGGCAGCAUUCCUUCCAGUUUCCUAGCCUCUUCACGAGCUGUUCCCUGCUUUACCCAAAUGCUGUCGUUUCUCUGGAUCAAGGGUUCUUCACGGUGUACAGGUUCCUGAGCUGGUGCCAGGCAGGUGACACCUGCAGCCCCCAGCAUGCGGGCAGGCCCAGGCCCCGCCGUUACGCUGGCCCUGGUGCUGGCGGUGGCAUGGGCCAUGGAGCUCAAGCCCACAGCACCACCCAUCUUCACAGGCCGGCCCUUUGUGGUAGCGUGGGACGUGCCCACACAGGAUUGCGGCCCACGCCUCAAGGUGCCACUGGACCUGAAUGCCUUUGAUGUGCAGGCCUCACCUAAUGAGGGUUUUGUGAACCAGAAUAUCACCAUCUUCUACCGCGACCGUCUAGGCCUGUAUCCACGCUUUGAUUCCGCGGGAAGGUCUGUGCAUGGUGGUGUGCCACAGAAUGUCAGCCUCUGGGCACACCGGAAGAUGCUGCAGAAACGUGUGGAGCACUACAUUCGGACACAGGAGUCUGCGGGGCUGGCGGUCAUCGACUGGGAGGACUGGCGACCUGUGUGGGUGCGCAACUGGCAGGAGAAAGAUGUGUACCGCCGGUCAUCACGCCAGCUGGUGGCCAGUCGUCAUCCUGACUGGCCUCCAGACCGCAUAGUCAAACAGGCACAAUAUGAGUUUGAGUUCGCAGCACAGCAGUUCAUGCUGGAGACACUGCGUUAUGUCAAGGCAGUGCGGCCCCGGCACCUCUGGGGCUUCUACCUCUUUCCUGACUGCUACAAUCAUGAUUAUGUGCAGAACUGGGAGAGCUACACAGGCCGCUGCCCUGAUGUUGAGGUGGCCCGCAAUGACCAGCUGGCCUGGCUGUGGGCUGAGAGCACGGCCCUCUUCCCGUCUGUCUACCUGGACGAGACACUCGCUUCCUCCCGCCAUGGCCGCAACUUUGUGAGCUUCCGUGUUCAGGAGGCCCUUCGUGUGGCUCGCACCCACCAUGCCAACCACGCACUCCCAGUCUACGUCUUCACACGGCCCACCUAUAGCCGCAGGCUCACGGGGCUUAGUGAGAUGGACCUCAUCUCUACCAUUGGCGAGAGUGCGGCCCUGGGCGCAGCUGGUGUCAUCCUCUGGGGCGACGCAGGGUACACCACAAGCACGGAGACCUGCCAGUACCUCAAAGAUUACCUGACACGGCUGCUGGUCCCCUAUGUGGUCAAUGUGUCCUGGGCUACCCAAUAUUGCAGCUGGGCCCAGUGUCAUGGCCAUGGGCGCUGUGUGCGCCGCAACCCCAGUGCCAAUACCUUCCUGCAUCUCAGCACCAACAGCUUCCGCCUAGUGCCUGGCCAUGCACCUGGUGAACCCCAGCUACGACCUGUGGGGGAGCUCAGCUGGGCCGACCUUGACCACCUGCAGACACACUUCCGCUGCCAGUGCUACUUGGGCUGGAGUGGUGAGCAAUGCCAGUGGGACCAUAGGCAGGCAGCUGGGGGUGCCAGCGAGGCCUGGGCUGAGUCCCACCUCACCAGUCUGCUGGUUCUGGCAGCCCUGGCCUUUACCUGGGCCUUGUAGGGGUCUCCUGCCUAGCUGCCCAGCAAGCUGGCCUCUACCACAAGGGCUCUCUUAGGCAUGUAGGACCCUGCAGGGGGUGGACAAACUGGAGUCUGGAGUGGGCAGAGCCCCCAGGAAGCCCAGGAGGGCAUACCAGCUCGCACCCCCCUGUUCUAAGGGGGAGGGGAAGUCCCCUGGGAGCCCCCUUCUCUCCCUGCCAGAGGGGAAGGAGGGUACAGCUGGGCUGGGGAGGACCUGACCCUACUCCCUUGCCCUGGAUAGUUUAUUAUUAUUAUUUUGGGGUCUCUUUUGUAAAUUAAACAUAAAACAAUUGCUUCUCUG